GAGUGACAGGUUGUCCCGCCUCCUCGCGUCAGUAAACACGACAUCAGAGAAGAGAUGUUGCUGCUAGAGGGAGGGGGAGUUAUUUUGAUUAAAGAUUAUUAGAGCACAUGAAUAAAAAAAAAAAUGAUGUGCAUUGAUGAAUCAUUUAUAAUAAAUACUGCAAUAUUCCAUAAAAAAUAAGAAUAGUCAAUUUUGAUUUAAUGGUGACUGUAAAGAAGGGGAAAUGUACUGUUUUUGUUCCUUUUCUCAUACAAAAGUAUGAAGGUGAACAUUAUAUGCAGACAUUUUUAUUGUUUUUGCAAACAUUUAGCCAACACUGUAUUAGUUAUAAAGCAUUAUACAUAAUCUACAAUGUUUGUCACUUUAUUUUAAGUUUAUCUUCAAUUUCUGUAACCAUUUUACAAGAAUCAUUUUCAUGAACAGAUACAGAAUAUGUCAUUUAAUUGUACAGUAAUUGUACUGAACAAUGAGUGGUCUGCAUGUUAUCAGUCAGUAGAUUGGUCGGAUCUACAGAUCAUCAGGAUGGCGUUAUAACAUGACCUCCCAGCACAGUGACAGUGCUGCUCAAGUAAAUAUAGACAACUAUUAAUAGGAUCAUAUACACACAUACAGCAAAACAGCUGCUCAGUGACCAAGCAAAGCCUCUGUUCAAACAAACCAAGAUCUUCAAAUCAAAGCCAGACUGACUUCAAACGACAUAUAAAGAAUGGGAGACUUUCAAAACUUUGACCAAGACUUCUAUCAGUCUGGAUAUUAUGUGGACGGUCAGCAGGAAGAGGAAUAUUGCUAUGAUCCAGCCUACGUUAAUCCAGAAUACCAUGAAGUUGAUAAUUCCGCACACUUAGAUGAAUAUACCACUACAGCAUCUUAUACGGGACAACUGUAUCAGCCUGUAGCGCCACCCGAGCAAACAGAACACCUAGACUCAUAUGAGGAAGAACCGCCACUCUUAGAAGAAUUGGGCAUUAACUUUGACCAUAUCUGGCAGAAGACUCUGACUGUGUUAAAUCCACUGAAGCCUGCUGAUGGCAGUAUUAUGAACGAGACAGACCUCACUGGGCCUAUUCUCUUCUGCAUUGCUCUGGGAGCCACACUAUUGAUGGCAGGGAAAGCGCACUUUGGAUAUGUGUAUGGCAUCAGUGCUCUGGGAUGUGUUGGCAUGAACAUGCUGUUGAACCUGAUGAGCAGUUACAGCAUAUCCUGUGGAUGUGUGGCGAGUGUCCUGGGAUACUGUCUCCUGCCAAUGGUUGCGCUCUCUGCCUUUGCUGUUGUUUAUUCACUUCAAGGGCUCUUGGGAACGCUGUUGGCCGUGUUUGUGGUUGGCUGGUGCAGUCUAUCAGCUUCUAAGAUCUUCAGUUCCACUCUUAACAUGAGUGGGCAGCAGCUGCUGGUGGCCUAUCCCUGUGCUCUUCUGUACGGAGUCUUCGCUCUCCUUACUGUCUUUUGAUAACUAAGAAAUGAUCACUCUAAGAUCAGAUGAAAAUCCAAUUUUAUGUGCACGUAAUGCACUUAGCCUGUCAAAGUGCUGUAAAUCAAAGUUACUGUAAAUCAGAAGAAUAAAAACAAAACCAUUAUAGAACUUGA
Molecule: messenger RNA, 1584 nt
Organism: Megalobrama amblycephala (Wuchang bream)
Lineage: Eukaryota; Metazoa; Chordata; Actinopteri; Cypriniformes; Xenocyprididae
Product: Protein YIPF5-like
Exons: 6
Coding region: 707-1447 (246 amino acids)
Biological process (GO): vesicle fusion with Golgi apparatus; endoplasmic reticulum to Golgi vesicle-mediated transport
Cellular component (GO): membrane; trans-Golgi network
Source: RefSeq, a predicted model, not a curated record